This is a messenger RNA of Mirounga angustirostris (Northern elephant seal), 10887 nucleotides long. RefSeq names its product ribose 5-phosphate isomerase A (gene RPIA). The coding region runs from base 52 to 882 and encodes 276 amino acids. Gene Ontology annotation, molecular function: ribose-5-phosphate isomerase activity. The transcript is spliced from 8 exons. Gene Ontology annotation, cellular component: intracellular membrane-bounded organelle. The record is from RefSeq and is a predicted model, not a curated record. NCBI's taxonomy places the organism in Eukaryota, Metazoa, Chordata, Mammalia, Carnivora, Phocidae. Gene Ontology annotation, biological process: D-ribose metabolic process; pentose-phosphate shunt, non-oxidative branch.
CCGGACAAGCCAGGGGCGGGACCGUGGCGGAGGCUGGAGCUUGGCGUCGGGAUGCAGCGCCCCGGGCCCUUCAGCACCCUCUACGGGCGGGUCCUGGCCCCGCUGCCCGGGCGGGCCGGGGGCGCGGCCUCUGGCGGAGGCGGGAACAGCUGGGGCGUCCUGGGUUCCCACGUGCAGCCUCCCGGGCGCGCGCAGUCCGGCACCCGCGCCGGCGUCGGUAGCACAGGUACCUACGGCGGGGACGCCAACAGCGCCUGCCCGGCCCCCUCCGCGAUGUCCAAGGCCGAGGAGGCCAAGAAGCUGGCGGGACGCGCGGCCGUGGAGAACCACGUGAGGAAUAACCAAGUGCUAGGAAUUGGAAGUGGCUCUACAAUUGUUCAUGCUGUGCAGCGAAUAGCUGAAAGAGUGAAACAAGAGAAUCUGAACCUUGUCUGCAUUCCCACCUCCUUCCAGGCCCGUCAGCUCAUCUUGCAGUAUGGCUUAACUCUCAGUGACCUGGACCGACACCCAGAGAUUGACCUUGCCAUUGAUGGUGCUGAUGAAGUAGAUGCUGAUCUCAAUCUCAUCAAGGGCGGUGGAGGCUGCCUGACCCAGGAGAAAAUUGUGGCUGGCUAUGCCAGUCGCUUCAUCGUGAUCGCCGACUUCAGGAAAGAUUCAAAGAACCUCGGGGAUCAGUGGCACAAGGGAAUCCCCAUUGAGGUCAUCCCAAUGGCCUAUGUCCCAGUGAGCCGAGCUGUGACUCAGAAGUUUGGGGGCGUGAUUGAACUUCGAAUGGCCGUCAACAAGGCAGCUAUCGGGAGGACUCCUGAGAAAGCCAACCACCACCAGAACUCGUGGAGCCUUCCUUGUCCCUUUGGAGUGUUUGGCAUGUGUGUCCAUUGAACCUUGAGCCUUACUGUAUUGGUUAUGCUUGCACGGAGGAACCAGUGGUCACUGGGUAGAGCUCUCAGCCCUAAGUGUCAUAUAAAAAUAAAUGCUCUGUGCAACCAUCUUGGCUUUUUCCUAAACAAGUACUUCAAAUUGAUGAGUGCAAGACUCCACAUUUUACAAGCAAGCCCUCUUACCUAACAUGACCGACUCUGAGAGAUCAGUCUGGGUCACUUAACCAGCAAAGAGCCAGGAGUUGUGAGAGCUGAAUUAUUCAGGACAAUUCUUGGCAGUUAAGAUGUGUAUCACCACUGUUGGGUACUUCUGCUCUCUUCUCUUUGUCUGCUGUCCUGGGUCCACAAAGCGCCCCCCCCCCCCCAAAGGUGCAGGCUGAGCUGGGCUGGAAUUCCUGCCUGCCUGAAGUUCCCCCAGGGUCUUUUUAAGACCCAUAGUUUUUGCCGGACAUCUAUACACAGGCCUUUAAGGGUCACGGGAGAUAAUUCGAGGGAAUGGGGAUGCUUUCCCAGGGGAGAAUGAGUCUGACUUUGAGUUGUGGACAUUGCCAAAAUGUCCCGGGGCUCUGAUAUUGAAGGUGCCUGUAGCCCCAUGAGCAGCCUCCCUGGUCUCUGCCACUAGGGCUCCCACAGUGAGUGCUUUCAACCUGCUGCUGGUGCAGAAACUCUGUGGUAAGAGCUGGGUCCUGCAGUCCCCUCCAGGACCGCCAUGGGUUCUGGGUUGUGUGCGGUGUGUGUGUGUGUGUGUGUGUGAGUCUGGUGUAUUGUUAGAAAAUCCAAGAGAGGUCCGGUGAGGCAGAGGAAUAAUUCCAUGUAAUUCUGGAUAGUUUGUCCUUUCCCUCCCUCCCUCCCUGAGAGCGCAUGCUUUUAUUUAUGUGACACCCCCCCCCCCCAAAUAAGUACAGAAUGCUUUAUACCUUUAUGCUUUUCUGUUUGGGGAAAUGAGAUAAAACCUCUUAAAGGAAAAGAUUGCUUUGGUGAAAUGUAAAUAAAGAGAGUGCUAGGAAAAACACAGAUACGAAGGGUAAGAGAAGGUAAUGGAUGUAAUUUCAGUUGUGAAAAAUGAGCAUGUUUUCAUCAACGUAAAUUAUUUCAGGCAUGAAAAAUUGAGUCUCUGAAUAAGCAUCAACUCAGACUGAUAAUGUUUGCAAGUGUUGAUCUUGGAAAUUCUCAAGGUACUUUGCAGAGCCGAGAGUUGUGUUCUCUGGGUUGAUGCCUCAGAUCAGCUCCUUUCUGUUAAGUGUGGUUUUCUUGGGUUUUAUUUAAUGCCUUAUUUAUUAUUGAGCUACAAUUCACAUACAAUAAAAGUGCAUUCUUGUUUCUAAAGUAGAUCGCUAUUUUAUAAGAUGUGAGCAUAGAAAGUUUUAUAUUUAUGUUUAUUUUCUGGAUUUCUAUUUUAUAUGUAUAUUUUCUGAGUAACCUUAUAGAUUUUGUGUUUAAUUGUACCCAUGUGGCAGGUACUCAGUAAUUAUAAAUUCAUUUCAUGGGGCAAAAUAUAUUUUUUUGUGUUUUCCUUUCUGUGGGAACCCCAUUGGAUCAUGUCUAAUUCUGAGUGUAUAUCAGAGUAUAAACAAUGGCAGAGAGUAGAUGAUCCAAAAUAUUUAUCCAAGUAAAACACUGGAUUCUAGAGCUUAUUUUUCUGUAUAAUUUUCUGUAAUUAAAAUGAUCAAUACUUUUAUAGUCUGAAUUUUAUAGUAAGGAUAAUUUUAUUUAUUUAUUUUUUAUAGUAAGGAUAAUUUUAAACGAAUCCUCAAAAUUUUGGUUUUAGAAGUAACUCAAGAAUUCUUUUUCUCUAUAAGGAGUGUUUGUACAACUUGUACCUCUGUGUCUAGCUUGUUUAUCUUCUCUAACAUACUGGCUUUUGGGUUCAGUCCAUUUUAUUAAAAAAUCUACUUUAGAGCUAAAAUCCUUUAUUAAGAAUUUCUUAAUCUAGGGGUUAUAGAGUGGUAGAGAGAGAAUUACUUCCCAUGAUUAUUCCUUGUUAUUAUUCAAAAGUUUUACCAAGUGCAUGUAUUACUGUUCCAAAAAUAAAAUGGAAAAACUUUCAGUAAUCAAGGCAGGAAAAUAUUUUGAUCCACGUUAGUGUUUUCCUUACUGUAAUUCUUGCCAUUUUAAAUACUUUCAAGAAUGGAACUGGACAAAUGGAUGUGAGCAAUUGAAGAGAAGCACCUUGAUUAACUAAAGCGUGUAUCUGUCCCCAAACGUGCCCUUGUGAAUUUAUUUUAGACAGCUGGUCCUUAGUCCAGAACAGCGAAACAAAUGUAUUUCAGUGGUUCACAUGUCACUUGGCAAUAAAAGAUAAUUUAAGAUUCUGAGAAGUAUUUGCUAUAACUGGUAAAAUUUUACCUUUGAGAUCAGUUCACACUGUUGGGAAGUGGUUAGUUUUUGUGUUCAUCUGGUUAAGUAACAGCGCUUUACUUUGGGUGCUGGAGAAGGGUCUGCACGGCUGCGGAUGGUCUGACCAGGGCCUGGCACAGACCCGGUCCUUAGGAGGGAUCGGUUUAAUCUGAAUCAGAAAAUAAGACAACAGUUUAAUUCUGACUUCCACCAUGCAGCAAGUUGUUGCCAAGUGGUUCCCCUCCUUUUCCUGUUCCUGAAUAUAUGGGAAAAAUGAUAUUCUGUUUUUUUUAUUCUAUAACCUUAAUACAAAAAAAUGUUAGAAGUACUAUUUCUUUUCUUUUUUCAAAUUUUAUUUUUUUUCAUUAUUAACAUAUGAUGUAUUAUUUGUUUCAGGGGUACAGGUCUGUGAUUCAUCAGUCUUGCACAAUUCACAGCGCUCACCAUAGCACAUACCCUCCCCAAUGUCCAUCACACAGCCACCCCAUCCCUCCCACCCCCUCCACUCCAGCAACCCUCAGUUUGUUUCCUGAGAUUAAGAGUCUCUUAUGGUUUGUCUCCCUCUCUGGUUUCGUCUUGUUUCAGGGAAAAAUGAUAUUCUAGCAAAAAUUUCAAAGGAAGAGAAUUCAAAUCUUGUACUUUGAUACAGUCAUCUUAGCAUUUUUGUUGGUGUUUUUUUUCCCUCAUCUUUGUUCAUAAGCACAUAGUUUUUUACACAGAGCUAAUUGUAAGGUGUGUGGAAUUCCACACCUCGCUUCACAAAUGCCUCAUUGAGUUUUCCAUGUUGCCGCACAGACUUGAGAAGCCUCCUUUCAAGAGUGUAAGUUAGUCCAUUGAGUUUGCUUUCCAUGAUUUCCUUGGCCAUUUCUCCUAUUGUUGGGCAUGUAGGAUUUUUGUAAUGUUUGGUUUUUAGACAAAAUGGUUGAGUUAAAGGGAGUGGAAUUUCUGUGGCUUUUGCUAUGUGUUACUAAAUUCCUCCUCAAAAGGUAUACCAAUUUACAGUGAUAAUGGAGGGUUUCACAAGUGUUCUUUUUCAACUAUGGGAGGAUUGUUUUACAGUCUAUUUCCACACCUUUGUAUCCCUCCCCUCCAGCCAACAGAAAAGUGUUUCAAGGUGAGGGAGGACAUACAUACGUACAUACAUACAUACAUACAUACAUGUAUGAUUACUGUGAGUGAGUAAGCCUCACAUACUGAAUUCUACAGUAUUACCUUACUGAGAAAUACAGAAACAACCCACUUAGCUCCAGGCCUCAAGUUAAGCCUUAGUUCCUUUUUGAUAACCCCAUUCUGCUAAGUUUUUGUCAUAAACCCUGUGGAGUUAAGUGGAAACUUUGACUUUCUGUUUCUGACUGUGAUUGCAGGUGUCUGUCUAGAAGGAGGGAGUUGAGGGAAAUUGUUCACACCAGUCUCAUUACCCAACAUGGAGUCAGCAAGGAGAGUGGGCCUGUGAGCCCAUCACAUGUAGAAAAAACAGUUUCAUUUCACAUUGCUGAUGAGGCAAAAAGGUGCACACACCAUGUUGCUUUUCAUGAAACGAAAUUCUGCUUGGAGCCCUGGGAGUUGUUCUGAAGGUUGCAUAUCAUAAGCUUCCCAAGAGUUUCCUUGAACAUUGUUUGUGCGACCACUACUCAACAUGGUGUAGAGCAUAAACAGGUGUUUUUAAUCCUCCAUUUUAUUUUCGAUGGGAGAAAUGACUCAGUCAGCAUCACAUAGGAGCAGAACCAGGACCAAAGAUAAGUCUGCUUUCAAAUCCAGUGUCAUUUUAGUAGGUUUUAUUUCCAUUUUGGGCCACUGGACUCUUUAGUUAAAUUAAUUUAUUUAUGUUACUUAUUUGAGAGAGAGAGAAAGCAGGUGAACAGGGGGAGAGGCAGAAGGAGAGGGAGAAGCAGGCUCCCUGCUGAGCAGGAAUCCCGAUGCGGGGGCUUGAUCCCAGGACUCUGAGAUCAUGACCUGAGCCGAAGUCAGACACCCAACCAACUGAGCCACCCAGGUGCCCCAAGCCACUUGACUAUUUUAAAACAUGCCAUCUGAGGUUAUACAUCUCUCAGCAUCCACAGCAUGGAUGAAGAGACUAGAUCAGUUGCCUUGGUGAUUUCGUUCAGUGUUGACACUCAAACCAGGAUACUUAGGGAUUUCUAGAUUUAAUUUAUGCUUUCUUCUGACUAUAUUGUUCGUAUAAUCUGGAUAAUCUUCUAAGCUUGCUCUUGGAUUCUGUUGGUGUAUUCUCAACAUCUGUGUGGGUGAGCACACGUUUUAGGUGGUAAGCUCCUACGGGUCUAUGGAGGCCUGGCACAAGGUGCAUAUGUCAGGGGAGUCAUAGCUUAAUCUGCACUGUGGGCCCAGUCUCUGGCAGAGUGUGAUCUUAAUUUCUCUUUGACCAGUCAUCUUCCUUAGGGCAGUACCUCUUCAUAUGCCUUUUCAUUUGGUGAAACUUUAACAGUGUUCUCAAAUGAAUUUUGCCAGGCCUCUUUUCAUAUUAAAGUGGCUAUUUCCACAUUGUGGAUACCAAAUAAGAUUCAAAGAAAGAAUCUUAAAAAUUCUUCAUAUUGUCAUGUGGAAAUCAUAGCAUUUUAGAUCUGUAAGGGAGCUUCUCUGUCACUCAGUGCAACCCCCUCAUCUUAGAGACUGGGAGACUGAGGCCUGGUGACAUGCUCAAGGUUGUUAGCAAGGUGAUGAUCUAGGAGGGACUCCAGUCCACUGCUUUUAAAGACUGCAUAGCAAGCAUCAGAUGCUUGCUCUUCUACAAAAGGGGAGCAGACAAAAGGAAAAAUGCUCUAGGUCAGAAAUCAGAGGCAAAUAAUAGCUACAGAGCCCCCUAUAAUUGUAAAGUCCUUUGUAAGCUCUUGUAGAUACAGAAGUAGGAAUAUAUAAAAUGAAAUUUAGUUGAUAUUUUAUGAAAUAGAUUCUUAAUUUGCCAACAGUUUGCCCCUUUGUCAUACCUUAGUAACUUGUUGUGAGUUUCUGAAGUGACUUCUGAAUUAUUAAAGAAAGAAAAUUCCUAAAGAAAGGAAACCAGAUCUACUGGUUUUAUUCUACUCUAGCCAUAAUCUUUUAAAAUCUGUUCAAUUUAUUUUAAUUAGAAUAACCCAUUCCUUAAGUGGGACAGUUAACAGGGAAUUUUCUGAGGUCACUUAACAAAUUUUGGCUAUUUCCCUAGCUGUGGGUAUUUUUAUUUUAUCUUUUGCUAAAGAAAUAUGGUUUGUGGAUUUUGAUAACUGCACACAACAGAUUUUAAAUUAUCAGGUAGUGAUAGAGCAAGGUGGUCUGAUGACAUGAUUUAAACUAAAACUCACAGAAUCCUUUGCACUUGAAUGGCAGGUUCUUGGGAAGAGGAGGGUACUAGAGAGUGGCCUCUGAAUCAUCAGUGGGGCCCCAAGGACAGGAAUGAUUGCUCAUGUUCCGAAAUGAAGAACUGACAGUGAAGGGUUUUGAAAAAUUAGUUAAAGCAAUGCUUGCAUAUAGGUUGAUAAAAAUAACAAGAGUAGUUACCUUUACUUAGGCACUUACCUACGCUUUCAUGUUGUCCUUACAAUAACCUCCAGAGAGGUGCACUGUUAUCUGAAAAUUACAGAUGAAGAGACUGAGGUUUUGAUAGUGUUAGUCUCAAGGCCAGUCAACCAAGUUAGUGGCAGAGGUGGAUUCAAAGUCAUGUCUGCUUAGCUCUGAAGUCCAUAAUCUUUCCUUUGUAGUUUUAUUAUACUCAAGAAACCAUGAUUAAUUUUUUUGUGCUUUUCUUGUCAAUUGAUUUCAAAUGGAAUGAUUUUCUUUUUUUGGACGUGCUGAGUAGGGAGUAUGGGCUUUUAACUGUUCUGCCUCUAACCUAUGGCUGGAUUGGACCUUCUCUUCUUUCCCAUUCCUCCUGCUUAAUCAGCACACAGGGGGAGGUGGGGGACUUCAUGUGAGUCAGAGUAUUAAACAUUCCCUAUCACCAACUUUGCCUUAUUUUUCCCCUUGGUAGUAUGGGGACAGCUCUGUAGUAAUUGAACUGGGAAUCUUAGGAGGAGAGGCCCCCACCUCUAUGGGGUACACAUCAGCAAUAUUUGGUUCCUCCACUGUGGCUGAAGCAACCUGUGAUGUGGACCCUAAUGCCAGCCCCAUAGUGAGAAAACCCUGUUUUCAUUUCUUCUUUUGGCAAGCCCAUCUGGAUAGAGCAGGUGCAGGGGUGGGUUCUUAAAAUAGAAGCCUUUGUUCCAUGUGACGUGGCACUAUGGAAGCCCUCUUGCUUCUUCACCUGUUCAGAUUAAUGACAGGAUGAAGAUCUCUCCCCUCAUCAUGGCAUCUUCCUGACUUCUGUGGGACCUUUCAUUUGUCAGUUGACCUCUCUGGUUUCUUCACUUGUAAAAUAUAGGACUUGUUCUUGGUAACCUCAACUAGUGUCCUUCCUAGCUUUGAUAUUCUGUAUCCAUGUUUCUGAUUAGAGCUUGGGUCUUUGAAUGUACCACUUCUGUCUUGUUUUGUUCUCCCAACAAUAUUAUUCUAGUGGAGUAGCUGGGCCUAAAAAUGAUUCUUGAUGGUUAAAAUACAUCAUCUCACCAUCUUGACAAUCCCUUUGUUUUCUUUCAGCAACCCUCUCUAAAGCAGGUGCCACAUACCACUUAAAAGCUUGAAUAAGUUUCCAUAUAUGUGUUUGGGAUCACAGGAAACAGUGGGUGAUUUAAUUUAACAUCAGGGGAGGUUAUUUCCAUGGUAGCUGUUCUUCCUUAAGAAUUAAAGAUUCCUCUCAAAAUUCUAAAUCUUAAGAGACUAGAUUUUAAGAAAUUGAUAUUUAUAAAACUCCUCUGGUUUUUUUCUGAAGGUCAAACCAAUCCUUGAGUCUCAGUCUUUUUUUUUUUUGUAAAGUAGGAAUAAUAUCUCCUUCAUGGGGUUGUGAGAAUUAGCUGACCAAAGGAUGGGGCACUGCUUGGCAAGCGUCCGACACAUACUAGGCACUCAGAAAAUGUUUGUUCACCCAGGAUCAUAUAAGUUCAUUUUUUUUUUUUUUCUGUUCAUGAGUGCUAGCUAUUGAUUAGCCUUGAGGCUGAAAAAUCGGCCCUCUGAUCUCGAGGAGCUAGCAGUGUUUUAAUGAGACAAAACAAAUAUAUAGGAAACAAUUAAAGAACAGCUCGAGGCAGGACAUGACCAAUUGCUGCUGCCUGGGGACAAGGUACCAAGGGACUAGGUGUCCCUAGAGCGCAGGCACAUUCUCACAGUGAUGGUCUGUGAGUCCAGUUUUCAAGGAGAGUGGUGUGCCAGCAUAGCUGACCAUCCUGAGAAAGAGUCAAGACCAAAGGUUAUGGGGUCCAACAAUGGGGAAAAGGCUAAGUAAAAUUAUGUACCAACAAUAAGAGAGAAUGGUGCAUAUCAUUCAAAAUGAUCGAUAUGACCAGUAUUGCACUGUAUGUUAACUAAAAUUUGAAUUAAAAAAAAAGAAAGUCACAAGGAAGAGAAAAUACAUUUAUAGUACUAUACUGUAUUUAUAUUAAAAAAUUCACAUAUAUGUGGACCUGCACAGUUCAAACCUGUGUUGGUCAAGGGUCAACUGUACUUCUGGUGAGAAUGUAUAUCAGAAGAACCGUGUUAGAGAACGAUUUGGCAAUAUCUAGUGAACAAUACAUAUACUUUAUAACUUAGCAAUCCUACUCAGUCAUAUUCUAUAAGAAACUCAUAAGAAUGUUCAAAAUUAUGGAAUAGUAGAAAUAUGGAGGGGUGCCUGGCUGUCUCAGUUGGCAGAGCAUGUGACUCUUGAUCUCAGAGUUGUUGAGUUCGAGCCCCACAUUAGGAAUAGAGUCUACUUUUAAAAAUUAUGGAAAUAACUCAAAUGUCUGUUGACAGGAGAAUGGUGUGGCAGAGAUUGCAAGUUGCCCUCCACUCCCAGGGUUCACUUCCUAUCCUUUUAAGACCUCUGAUUUUUAAUGGAUGCAUAGCCACUCUGAAUAAAAACUGUAUUUCUCAGCCUCCUUUUCAGCUAGAUGUGGCCAUUUGACUAAGUUUUGUCAGUUAUAAGCAGAAGUCAUGUGUAUAAUUUCUCCUUCCCCCUUGUUUCAUCUCUGUGGCUGGAAAAUGGAGUUGAUGGCGGAGACUGGAGCAGCCGUCUUGGCCUGUGAGAUGACUUGAGGAAAGAAAAUCACUCAUAGCUGAACAAUAAGAAAAAGAACCUGGAUUCCUGUCACUGUGGAGUGCUGUCCCAGCUCUGGACCACUCAUCUCUGGGCUUUUACAUGAGAGAGAAUUAUCAUAUUAAAAAAAACUCAAAAAACCAAAAAACAACCCCAAAGUGAUCAAUAUGACAUCUAAGUAGAAAGGAGAAGUGCUGUGAAAUAGUGAGACAGAGAAGUUGAACACAAAAUUGUUAUAACAAUGUGGAUUACUCCAUAGCUUUGUAUUAAGAUACAUAAAUAUUAGACAAGAAUAUAAUGUGAGGGAUCAAAAUAAUAGUUGUGUUAGGAUUAUGGAUUUAUGGAUGAAUUUCAAAAAUAUUCUUUUUAGUAGGCUUUCACUUUUAACAGUUGACACAGACCAACUAUUUUGAAUAAUUUCAUUCUGAAUAAUGACUUGGAUUGAAUAUUAUACUAGUCCUUGGGUGAAGUUUCCAUCCUUCUCUGGGGCAGGACUUCCUCUGUGAUACUCAUUGUGAAUAUGGCUUGAAUGGCUUGAUUUUUUUAAAGAGAAAAAAGUACAACAAAUCCAGUAGAUUAUGGAGUCCUUUUCCAUUUACAUUUCUGUAGAUCUCCUUCUCAAAUUUCCUGCAACCAAAUAUUAAAUCCAAAGGAAGGGAAAGGACUUGGGAUCUCUGAUUGUGAGCUUCAGGGAUUUGGCCUGCUAUUUCUCUACAAAAUGCCUAGUUUCCCCAAGCAUCAGUCAGCCUUAUUAAAGGCACAUGUCCCUUCAAGAAAAACGAGUAUACCAACAGUCAACUUGGCAAAUGGAUCAUUCAGGUGGGGAUUUACAUUUUACUUUGGCAGACGGACCCUUCAUUUUCAAAAGAAUUCUACAUGUAUUCAAUACAAAAUGUAUUCAAUACAAAAUGUAUUGACUUUUCAGGAACACACUGAUUUCAUGCAGUGACUUACCUUGUGGAUAAUAUGUAUACUUAGGCUGGCUCUUCCAUAGCAUGAGUGAGUGGGUUCUUCUUGUUAAGGGGAAGAAUCUGAGGAGAUACAACACAGCUCUGACCCUCAGUGGUCUUCCAGCUUUCAAUUUGACUUAAGUCACAUCAUUUCAACCCUGUGCAAGCCAAUCCAGUGCAAACUAGUCCAAUCUAACCAGUCCAGAAAGCAUGUUGGUGUUUGUGUCAGUGAAUCUAAGGAUCGACAUCUACCUCCCCCACCUCCCGGAAUUAGAAGUUAACAAAGUGACAUGGCUUGGGUUGUCCUAGUUUUGGGUGUCCUUGCCACCACAGGGAAGCCUGGGACCCUUUUCCACUCACUUUGUGUGUCAACUUCUCAAGGCCCCCUUGCCUAUGUUUGUUUGAGAAUGUAGACUGGAGGAAGGGAAACUAGACAGAGAGCCUCAACAUCUCUCUUCUAGUUUGUCUCAACUUCAACUACUAACAGCAUUGAGUAAGUCAGUCAACUUCUCAAAGCCUUAAUCUCCUAAUUUAUUAAAAUAGAGAGGAUAGUCUGAUUUUUCUGGGCACUUCUCUCUAGUCCUGGUAGUCUGUGAAUUCAUCUUCAGCUCUUUUAUCCAAA